GGGGUUCUUUUGCCCCCCCUCCCGACACCAUCGGAGCCUCACUCAGCGCAGGAGCUGCUGCCGUCAGAGGGAUCGCCAUGCCUCCCGCGGAGAUCAUCAGCGGAAAGACCGUUUCCGCGCAAGUAAGGCACAGACUGAAGAACCAAGUGGCAGAAAUGAAGGAGAAAGCCCCAGGUUUCAGGCCUGGCCUUGCAAUUCUACAGGUUGGAGAUAGGGAUGAUUCAAACCUCUACAUUAGCAUGAAGUUGAAGGCCGCUGCUGAGAUUGGGAUCAACGCCAAUCACAUCAAGCUGCCAAACACUGCAACAGAAGCUGAGGUGCUGAGAUGCAUUAACGGUCUGAAUGACGAUCCUGCCGUUCAUGGCUUUAUAGUCCAACUGCCUCUGGAUUCCAAUAAGCCCAUCAACACUGAGAAAAUAACCAAUGCUGUGGCACCUGAGAAGGAUGUAGACGGCUUGAGCAGCAUUAAUGCAGGGAAGCUCUCGCGUGGGGACCUCGGCGACUGCUUUAUCCCGUGUACACCGAAAGGAUGCAUGGAGCUUAUCCGGCAAACAGGCAUCCAGGUGGCCGGCAAACGUGCAGUGGUGAUCGGGCGCAGUAAGAUUGUCGGGGCUCCCAUGCACGACCUGCUGCUGUGGAACCACGCGACCGUGACCACGUGCCACUCCAAGACGGCGUCGUUGGCUGAGGAGGUCAGUAAAGCUGAUAUCCUGGUGGUUGCAGCUGGCAAAGCUGAAAUGGUGAAGGGUGAAUGGAUUAAACCUGGUGCAGUGGUGAUUGACUGCGGAAUCAACCACAUACCAGACAGCACAAAGCCCAGCGGGAAAAGGGUAGUUGGAGACGUUGCUUACAGCGCAGCAAAGGAGAGAGCGGCUUACAUUACGCCCGUGCCAGGUGGGGUUGGGCCAAUGACAGUAGCCAUGCUGAUGCAGAGCACGGUAGAAAGUGCCCAACGUUUUCUAGAGAAAUAUCAGCCUGGCAAGUGGAAUAUUCAGUAUAACCUGCUCAGUCCUAGAACUCCUGUUCCAAGUGAUAUUGAAGUAUCCCGGUCUUGCCUUCCCAAGCCCAUUGGACAGCUGGCGCAAGAAAUUGGCUUGAUCUCAGAUGAGGUGGAGUUCUACGGCGAACGCAAGGCCAAGGUUUCCCUGUCAACGCUGAGGCGCCUCAAAGAUCAACCCAAUGGCAAAUACGUUGUGGUGACAGGUAUAACGCCCACACCACUGGGAGAAGGGAAGAGCACCACGACGGUAGGGCUGGUUCAAGCCCUGGGAGCACACCUUGGCCAGAAUGCCUUCGCCUGUGUCCGGCAGCCUUCCCAGGGACCCACAUUUGGAAUUAAAGGCGGUGCUGCUGGAGGUGGCUAUUCUCAGGUUAUUCCUAUGGAGGAGUUCAAUCUCCAUCUCACUGGGGACAUCCAUGCCAUUACAGCAGCCAAUAACCUGGUUGCUGCUGCUGUUGAUGCCCGUAUCUUCCACGAGGCAACACAGUCUGAUCAGGCGCUCUAUUCUCGCUUGGUCCCAUCUGUUGAUGGCACUAGGAAGUUCUCCAAUAUCCAGCUCCAGAGACUUCAGAGAUUACAUAUUAAGAAAACGGACCCAAAUGCUUUGAAGGAUGAUGAGAUAAGCAGAUUUGUGAGAUUGGAUAUUGAUCCAGACAGCAUAACGUGGCAAAGAGUGUUGGACACAAAUGACAGAUUUCUGCGAAAAGUCACAAUUGGUCAGUCCCUGACUGAGAAGGGUUUCACGCGCACAGCCCAAUUUGACAUCACGGUAGCCAGUGAGAUCAUGGCAGUCUUGGCGCUCACAGACAGCCUGGAGGACAUGAGGCAGCGCCUGGGCAAAAUGGUGGUCGCCUCCAGCAAGCAAGGCGCUCCAAUUACAACAGAAGAUCUGGGAGUGAGUGGUGCCCUGGCAGUUUUGAUGAAAGAUGCUAUUAAGCCAAACCUCAUGCAGACUUUGGAGGGCAACCCUGUGUUUGUCCAUGCUGGUCCAUUUGCCAACAUCGCUCAUGGCAACUCCUCUGUCCUAGCAGACAAAAUCGCCCUGAAACUCGUCGGCAAGGAAGGGUUUGUUGUGACGGAAGCUGGCUUCGGAGCAGAUAUCGGCAUGGAAAAGUUCUUCGACAUCAAGUGCCGCUAUUCUGGUCUGCAGCCCCAUGUGGUGGUCUUGGUCGCCACGGUCCGAGCUCUGAAAAUGCACGGCGGAGGCCCCACGGUCACAGCUGGAGUCCCCUUGCCAAAAGAAUACACUGAAGAGAACCUUCCGCUUUUGGAGAAGGGCUGUAGUAACUUGAGCAAGCAAAUCCAAAACGCCAGGACCUUUGGCGUCCCCGUAGUAGUGGCAGUCAAUGCGUUCAAAUCUGACACAGAGGCCGAACUGCAGCUGGUUAUCCGGCUGGCUAAGGAAGCCGGCGCUUUUGAUGCUGUCAAAUGCACCCACUGGGCUGAAGGGGGGAAAGGAGCCAUGAUGCUGGCGGCGGCAGUGCAGAGGGCAUCACUGGCCCCAAGCAACUUCAAGUUCUUGUACAAAGUGGAGCUGCCAAUUCUAAAUAAGAUCAGAAUUAUUGCACAGACAAUUUACGGGGCAGAUGACGUCGAACUGCUGCCAGAAGCAGAGCAGAAAAUUAUUCUGUACACCAAGCAGGGAUUUGGAAACCUGCCCAUCUGCAUGGCCAAGACACACCUGUCGCUGUCUCACGACCCAGAAUGCAAAGGAGUCCCCACGGGCUUUGUCUUGCCCAUCAGAGAUGUCAGAGCCAGCGUGGGUGCAGGAUUUCUAAUUCCAUUAGUAGGAACAAUGAGCACAAUGCCAGGACUUCCCACUAGGCCUUGUUUCUAUGACAUUGACCUGGAUCCAGUGACUGGAGAGGUGACUGGUCUCUUCUAGGGCGAACUGACAAUCAAAAGAUAUCUGAGUAAUGUCAAUUUCAUAAAGCCUGAACAAAAUAACUCAGUGAACACCGGAAGCCUUUGGAAACAAUUUAACCUCCUGCGUUUUAAAAAAAUCUGUAAUACUGUAUUUUUAAUAAAUGUCCUACAUUUUUUUAGUCACUGCACAUGAAAAUCUGUAUUAGGUGGUUUUAAAGACAGCAGUGUUUUAAAAUGCAUUCACAAUGUGGUCUUAACAGUAGUCAUUUAAAAAAAAAGACAUGUUUUUAACGAGUUGUACAACCCGCUUAAAUAAAUUUUAAUUGAUUAAAUCGUAUGGAUGUUAGCAGUUUUAUUACAUUUGCAAAUGGGUACAUUUCGAAACAAAAACAACAACUCAUAUGCUCUUUGUUUUUACGUGUUUUGCAGCCAGCGCCUUCUUAGGAGACCCAUUCCUAUUGAGAGGGGUGUGGCAUAAGGACAAAUGUCAUUUUAAAGAUGCUGUUUGUCAUCUGUAGUUUUUAAAGGCAUUUGUAUUACAAAUAUAUUUUUUAAA
Elgaria multicarinata webbii is the source of this 3422-nucleotide messenger RNA. RefSeq names its product methylenetetrahydrofolate dehydrogenase, cyclohydrolase and formyltetrahydrofolate synthetase 1 (gene MTHFD1). NCBI's taxonomy places the organism in Eukaryota, Metazoa, Chordata, Lepidosauria, Squamata, Anguidae. Bases 78 to 2885 code for a protein of 935 amino acids. Gene Ontology annotation, biological process: tetrahydrofolate interconversion. The transcript has 28 exons. Gene Ontology annotation, molecular function: ATP binding; formate-tetrahydrofolate ligase activity; methylenetetrahydrofolate dehydrogenase (NADP+) activity. Gene Ontology annotation, cellular component: cytosol. The record is from RefSeq and is a predicted model, not a curated record.